AUGGAUAACCGUGGGAUUGGUGACGUAUGGCAUCAAGGUUUUGAACGACCGGCCGCCUUUAUCGAUCGAGCCACCUUACUUCGUGAUCCUACCUCGCAUAUGCGAACUCCGCUGCUCGAAACUGCUCGUGGGCCAUUCUUGGACAAUAUGGGCUUUUUCAACGACUACGAUCCAUCGCUAUUCACCAAUCUUGGCCACAACUUCGCNCAUAACUUCGCUAAUCACUAUCAACAAAAUACACAAUUCCAGCAGGAUCAUUUUUUUAACAAUUUCAAUUCGAUGGGAUCACCGUUGCUCACUUGCGCUGAACAAACGCCUCCGAUUGGUCGAACCACUGUGCUACAGUAUUCCAAAGAGAUCUCGCGUGCCAUUUCCUCUUCACCUCCGAAACUUAUGCCCGAAACGAGGUGA
Anisakis simplex (herring worm) is the source of this 411-nucleotide messenger RNA. The record is from the annotation of a GenBank genome assembly. Lineage: Eukaryota; Metazoa; Nematoda; Chromadorea; Rhabditida; Anisakidae.